AUGUCCGCAACCAGAGAGCAAGUGUUUCCUACUCGUAUGACUUUGGGUCUUAUGAAAACCAAGUUAAAAGGUGCUGAAGUUGGUCACACAUUAUUAAAGCGUAAGUCAGAGGCUUUGACCAAGAGAUUCCGUGAUAUCACCAAGAGAAUUGACGAUGCCAAACAAAAGAUGGGUCGUGUUAUGCAGACAGCUGCUUUCUCCUUAGCUGAGGUCACUUACGCUACCGGUGAUAACAUCAGUUAUCAAGUGCAAGAAAGUGUUUCAACUGCUAGGUUUAAGAUCCGUGCCCGUCAAGAGAAUGUCAGUGGUGUUAUCUUGCCGCAAUUUGAAUCUUAUAUUGACCCAGAGAUCAACGAUUUCAAAUUGACUGGUCUAGGUCGUGGUGGUCAGCAAGUGCAGCGUGCUAAGGAAAUCUAUUCUAAGGCUGUUGAGACCCUUGUUGAACUAGCUUCUUUACAGACUGCUUUCAUUAUUUUGGAUGAAGUUAUUAAGGUCACCAACAGAAGAGUCAAUGCUAUUGAGCAUGUCAUUAUUCCAAGAACUAAGAACACUAUUGCUUAUAUUAAUAGUGAACUGGAUGAAUUAGAUAGAGAGGAAUUUUACAGAUUGAAGAAGGUUCAGGAGAAGAAACAAUUAGAAGUUGCUAGAUUAGAUGCUGAAAUGGAUGCAGCCAGAAAGAGAGAAGCAGAAGAAAGGACUAAAAAGGGUGAAGAAACAAGUAUAGAAGAACAAUUAAAGGCAACAUCCUUGAAUGAUAAGAAGAGUGAAGAGGAAAAUAAUAAUUUGGUUGCAGAGACUGAAGAUGAUGUUAUCUUCUAA
Messenger RNA from Maudiozyma barnettii, 819 nucleotides. It is a transcript of the gene VMA8, whose product is annotated as H(+)-transporting V1 sector ATPase subunit D. The record is from RefSeq and is a predicted model, not a curated record. Gene Ontology annotation, cellular component: vacuolar proton-transporting V-type ATPase complex; fungal-type vacuole membrane. Gene Ontology annotation, molecular function: proton-transporting ATPase activity, rotational mechanism. Gene Ontology annotation, biological process: vacuolar acidification. The transcript has a single exon. The coding region runs from base 1 to 819 and encodes 272 amino acids. Lineage: Eukaryota; Fungi; Ascomycota; Saccharomycetes; Saccharomycetales; Saccharomycetaceae.